This is a messenger RNA of Suillus clintonianus, 715 nucleotides long. RefSeq lists its product as uncharacterized. The transcript has a single exon. The coding region runs from base 205 to 660 and encodes 151 amino acids. The record is from RefSeq and is a predicted model, not a curated record. Gene Ontology annotation, molecular function: helicase activity. Lineage: Eukaryota; Fungi; Basidiomycota; Agaricomycetes; Boletales; Suillaceae.
UUCAACAGUUUUCUGUAGUAGGCGCCGUGGGCCGUGGCCGCUUACUGUGCUUUGACAUGUCGUGGCUGAUACAAUCUCUCGGCCACAUCACUCGACAGAGAUAUCUUAUCGCAUUGACAUUUUUACUAAUAGGUGACCAAGUGAAUUUUUUCUGCACAAGAGUAUUUCUCUGCGCCAGGCCCUCUCGAACUCAAACGCUCUCAAAUGUAUGCCAUCGAGAGUGUUGUGGAGAAGCCCAUUAAUCUGAUCCAAGGCCCUCCUGCUACCGGAAAGACAGUAACUUCCACUUCUAUCGUCUAUCAUCUCGCCAACAUGAAUAUCGGUCAAGAGUUCGUCUGCGUGCCAUCGAACAUGGCUUUCGACCUUGCGUUAUUAUCCCCGACAGUUACAUAUUCACGCAAGUCUGCUGUGAAGCUUUUGGAUACGAGUGAUGUCUUGCAGGCUCUUAAGGAAGCGUUGCUGGAGGCAUUAAUCAGGAAGCCGUGUAUGCACAUGGAAGAGCUAGCGUGUCCUACCAUGCUAACCAAUAUGCGGUCAUCAUCAGCUUCGCUCACCUAUCCCUCCGCCUGGUGCCAAAACAAUGGCCAAUGCCGACAGUGCUCACAUACCAGUGAAACUAGUUACGGUGCCUGCACUUGGUCCGGAAUGGCAUUUAUCUGAAAUGAAAACCCUGAUUAAGUCGGGUCGACAAGAGAUCAAGAGUGAGAAGUGGCUG